Molecule: messenger RNA, 1537 nt
Organism: Branchiostoma belcheri (Belcher's lancelet)
Lineage: Eukaryota; Metazoa; Chordata; Leptocardii; Amphioxiformes; Branchiostomatidae
Product: tubulin alpha-2 chain-like
Exons: 7
Coding region: 1-1353 (450 amino acids)
Biological process (GO): mitotic cell cycle; microtubule cytoskeleton organization
Cellular component (GO): cytoplasm; microtubule
Molecular function (GO): structural constituent of cytoskeleton; GTP binding
Source: RefSeq, a predicted model, not a curated record
AUGCGCGAGUGUGUGUCCUUGCAUGUUGGACAGGCUGGUGUCCAAAUCGGGAACGCCUGUUGGGAGUUGUACUGCCUGGAACAUGGCAUACAGCCUGACGGGAAGUUACAAAUCGACGACAAGACCGCCAGCUUUGGGGACGCCUCAUUCAACGCGUUUUUCAACGAGACGGAAGGGGGCAAACACGUUCCCUUGGCUAUUUUCGUCGACCUGGAACCCUCUGUCAUCGAUGAAGUAAAAAACGGGCCAUACAAGUCCCUCUUUCAUCCUGAACAGAUGAUUUCUGGCAAGGAAGACGCUGCCAACAACUUUGCAAGAGGAUAUUACUCCAUUGGAAAGGGGAUUAUUGACGAAACGUUGGAUCAAAUCCGUAAAGUGACGGAGAGCUGCUCAGGUCUUCAGGGCUUCCUAGUUCAUCACAGCUUCGGUGGUGGGACGGGGUCAGGGUUCACCGCCCUACUGAUGGAGAAACUAUCUGUAGAGUACGGCAAGAAGUCCAAACUACAAUUUUCCAUCUACCCGGCUCCCAAAAUGUCCACCGCAGUGGUUGAGCCGUAUAACUCCAUCCUGCUCACUCACACCACCCUGGAACACGCCGAUUGCUCCUUCAUGGUCGACAACGAGGCGCUGUACGACAUCUGCUGCCGCGGGCUUGACGUUGAGCGUCCCACCUACACCACCCUCAACCGUAUGAUAGGGCAGGUCAUCUCGUCCAUCACCGCCUCCUUGAGGUUUGACGGCGCCCUGAACGUGGAUCUUGCCGAUUUCCAGACCAACCUGGUGCCGUAUCCACGCAUCCACUUUCCUCUGUCCGCCUAUGCCCCCAUCAUCUCGACAGAGAAGUCUUACUAUGAAGAUAUGUCUGUUGGUAAGAUCACUGCUAGUUGCUUCGAGCCAGGCAACCAGAUGGUAAAGUGCGACCCUCGGAAAGGGAAGUACAUGGCGUGUUGCCUGUUGUACCGUGGUGAUGUAGUUCCCACGGAUGUGAUCUCUGCCAUCGACAACAUCAAGACCCUGAAGUCUAUCCAGUUUGUGGACUGGUGCCCGACAGGCUUCAAGGACCUGGCCAAUGGGCAGCCUUCCACCGUGGUGCAUGGUGGAGACCUGGCCAAGGUGAAGCGGGCCGUGUGCAUGUUGAGCAACACCACUGCCAUCGCCGGGGCCUGGGCCCUGUUAAACCACAAGUUUGACCUGAUGUACGCCAAGCGUGCCUUCAUUCACUGGUACGUUGGGGAGGGUAUGGAGGAAGGGGAGUUUAUCGAGGCCCGAGAAGACUUGGCGGUCCUUGAGAAGGAUUAUGAAGAGAUUGACAAGGACUUCGGGUCCGAUGGAGUGGAAGACGAGGAAUUCUAGUCUGCACAAUGUAACCGCACAUUUAUACCUACUGUUUUGUUUGCUUCGCUUACGUCAUAGUGUACGUAGGCACUGUAUUGAAUAAAAGCUAAAAUACGACUAUAAUCACACCUGAAAGUAAUUUUCGAAAUACUGCUUUGCUUAUACUGCUUUGAUUGAUUAAUUAUACCAAUAUUUAACUACC